AUGAGCGGGAAAUUCCACGGCGCGGCCUGCAAGACCUGUAGGCGGCGGGGCCGGAAGUGUACCCGCGAACUGCCAAAGUGCAAGUCUUGUCUCGACAAAGGUAUCGAAUGUGAAGGAUACACGCUGAAAUGGACCGGUCUGGCAAGCCGUGGUAAACUGGCUGGAAAGACGUCCAUGCCCAAAAGCAAGCCCACCAAGCCAAAGACUGCACCGCUUGCCUUCCGUGGGCAACCAUCAGCCUCACGACGCGACGUUGCUGACCACCCAGACAAUGUCAUCCAAGUCUCCAACACCAGUCAAACUGGCCUAUCCCGUCCAGUAUGGAAUUCACCCUCUCAGACUCCAAAUUGGAGUCCAUCACAAUUCGAUCAAAGCAGAUUCUCGAACCUGACUCCUCGCACCAUGGAGCUCAAUAUGAUGGCCGAGGAUAGCGACAGCAGCCCAGAGGCCGAGACCAGCAAUGUUGUUGCUAGACACCAUGCUUCUUUGGGGUUCAUGACCUUCCUCCUAGACCCUUACAAUGUGCCCAAGGAACUCAAGUACAUCCUCGGUUAUCAUCUUGGCGAGGUCGCCCCCCGAUUGUGCGUGGAUACUAGUACCACCAGAAAUCCCUACUCUCAGUACAUUCUUCCGCUGGGAAUUCAACGUCCUGCACUUCUCUAUGCGUGUGCAGCGUUGGCUGCUUGUCACUAUAGCGUUCGUCUUCAGGAUCAGGGUUUUCAUAUCGACUGCCUCCGUUUCCGCGGCAAAGCCAUGCGCCGCCUCCAGGAGCAAUUGUGGUCAGAAGAGACCGCAAAAGAUGAGAGCAAUAUCGCCGCUGUACUCAUGCUUACCCUCACUGAUAUGUGCCUGGGUGGAUUUUCCAACUUUGAUGCCCAUUUUGCCGCUGCAAGAAAGCUGAUCGACUUACGAGGAGAAAGCAGGACACAGGAUGCAUUUGUCGAACAAUACAUUGGAUGGUUAGAUGUCAUGUUGGCUGCUUCAAACCGCAGAAAACCACUGUUCAGUUCAAAUGAAAUCAGCCUUCUCAGGGGAUCCAACACAGAAUGGAGUUACGACGUCUUCCCCUGCCCACCCGACCAAUUCGAAAUCUUCUCUAGGGUUGUUGAGCUACACAAAAGCCAAGAUGACCAUUCAGUACUCUCACAAGAGGUUCUCGAUGCUGUGAAUGACCUCAAGGACGAACUGCUGUACCUUCCCCUGCACACCGAGCGAGGUGCGGCUUGGUUGCAUCUCACAGAAGCAUACCGGUUUGCCAUCGCACUCUACAUGCUCAGACUCUUCAAGGUGCCCGUUGAUGAAGAUGAUAUCAGCUACCUAGCUCAUAACGUCUUCUACCACGCAAAGAAUAUCCAAGCAUCAACCGGAUGGGCUGAUCACCUGCUUUGGCCUUUAUUUCACGCGGGCUUGGAAUUUCGAGAUGCCAAACGCCAGGAGUGGCUCAGAAUCCGAGCAGAGGAAAUGCAAAGGAGUGGUGGCUUCCGCAACGUGGAGACCAUCAUGGAAAUACUUGAAAGGGUCUGGAGCACGGAUGAGCGCCCGGAUUACCUCACCCUUCUCACAGAAAAUGGAGGGAGUGGAAGCAUGGUGCCAGUAUAA
Molecule: messenger RNA, 1599 nt
Organism: Exophiala mesophila
Lineage: Eukaryota; Fungi; Ascomycota; Eurotiomycetes; Chaetothyriales; Herpotrichiellaceae
Exons: 1
Coding region: 1-1599 (532 amino acids)
Biological process (GO): positive regulation of transcription by RNA polymerase II
Cellular component (GO): nucleus
Molecular function (GO): transcription cis-regulatory region binding; DNA-binding transcription factor activity, RNA polymerase II-specific; zinc ion binding
Source: RefSeq, a predicted model, not a curated record